AGGAAAACGUAUGUGGUAUACAGAAACCUUGUGCUAAUGGUGGCACGUGCACAGAGAUUUGGAACGGCUACAGCUGCACCUGUCUGCCUCCUUUUUCGGGCGUGAACUGUACAGAGAAAAACGUCUGUGAUAACGAGAAACCUUGUUCUAAUGGUGGCACGUGCACAGAGACAUGGAACGGCUACAGCUGCGCCUGUCUGCCUCCUUUUUCGGGCGUGAACUGUACAGAGAAAAACGUCUGUGAUAAUGAGAAACCUUGUUCUAAUGGUGGCACGUGCACAGAGACAUGGAACGGCUACAGCUGCGCCUGUCUGCCUCCUUUUUCGGGCGUGAACUGUACAGUCUCCACUGACCGGAAGCUAGACGUCCUGAUUGUAGAAGAUGUUUCGCGCUCCAUCGGCAAACCCAACUUUGACGAAAUGAAACGAUUCCAAGAGAGUAUGGUAAACUCUACCACCAUAGGCCGUGAUGCUCUUAACGUUGCAUUGAUAGCAUUUUCUUCAAACGCUAGAGUGGUAUUCAGAUUCACUGAAUAUAGCAACAACAAGUCGGGGGUUCUGGCAGCUCUCCAGCAGCAGACAUACGAAGAGGGUCCCUCUACGAACAUUGGAGAUGCCAUCAAGCUUGCUACAGGUACAAUUUUCAUUGGCGACCGCAAUGACGCUGACAACAAGGUCAUCAUGUUUACCGAUGGGUACACCACAAUGGAGGACCGGGAGGCCAUUGCUGCCAGUAUUGGUUCUCUGAAAGCCAAAGCUGAGGUAUUUGUUGUUGCUAUCUCGGAAGUAGAUGCCAAUUCUACAAUCCACCUAAUUGCUUCGGGACCUUCCAACAUCAUCAAGAUUGGCUCCCCUGAUGCAGUCAGUGCUGUCCUGCAGAAGAUGAUGGCUCCAUAAGGGGAGAUGAAAUAGCUGCACUAAAUGUUAUUGCGUAACCAAUAAAUG
Messenger RNA from Haliotis rufescens (red abalone), 944 nucleotides. RefSeq names its product neurogenic locus notch homolog protein 1-like. Gene Ontology annotation, biological process: heterophilic cell-cell adhesion; establishment or maintenance of epithelial cell apical/basal polarity. The transcript is spliced from 4 exons. The record is from RefSeq and is a predicted model, not a curated record. The annotation marks the transcript as partial. Lineage: Eukaryota; Metazoa; Mollusca; Gastropoda; Lepetellida; Haliotidae. Gene Ontology annotation, molecular function: calcium ion binding. Gene Ontology annotation, cellular component: protein-containing complex; plasma membrane.